Capsaspora owczarzaki ATCC 30864 is the source of this 762-nucleotide messenger RNA. RefSeq lists its product as hypothetical. NCBI's taxonomy places the organism in Eukaryota, Filasterea, Ministeriida, Capsasporidae. The coding region runs from base 1 to 762 and encodes 253 amino acids. The record is from RefSeq and is a predicted model, not a curated record. The transcript has a single exon.
AUGUGCUUUCUUUGCUUUGUCUUUUUGUGGAUGCUGCGUUUUUUUUCUCUCCUUUCUGCUUGUCUCUCUCUGGUCUUUGUACAUGGUUGGUGUCUUGCUCUUGUCUUUUUUGUUCUUUUCUGGUGGAGGAUGGUUUUGUCUCUGUGGUUUUGUUUGGCCUAUGUCUGUUUUUUGUCUUUGUUUUUGUGCGCGAUGGAGUGCUGGCUCGGUUUUCGCUCUGGCUUGGCGUUUUACAUGUUCCUGCGGGACUUCUGGUUGGUGCAACACCCAACGGGAUUUUCUGAGGAAUGCCUAGCUGAAUGUGACUGUUGCUUUUGCAUUCUCAACGUGAUUGCGCAUGGAAACAAUAGGCGAAAACCAAUGGAUGUGGGCCGAGCUUGCUGUUUUGGCGAAAUUGUCUUCGUUUCACACUGGAAUUGGAUGAUGGAGGCUUGUGGCGAUGCCAAUUUCAAAGAUUGGAAGGCAAAGCGUGGGGGGGGGGAUUUUGCAGUGUUUGCGAAAAUGACUUGGCUUGGACUGUGUGUUUUGUCUGGUGCUUUGCCUUGUGUUGAGGGAAAGGAUUUCCUGUUGUCGUUCCACCCCUGCGAAGAUCACGCGAGCUCUGUGCUGUGGAUUGCGGGUGUUUACAAAGGAUGCUGGUGUUUGAACCUGUCUUUGGAUGUCGGCUGGGAUGAAAAUGAUCUUUGGGAAAUGGAGCGUGGAAAUGGAUGGAAGAUUGUGUUUACCCCCCGGCUUUUGGGUUUGCUGUUUGUGUGCUUUUGA